AUGGAUCUCUCCCUUUGGGAGAAGGUUGGGAUGAAGGUGGGACGUCUACAUGAGGAGGCAACGGUCAUGGGGAAAGUAACAAUCCGUGACAUCGCCCGCAUGAAAGCGGACGGCAAGAAGAUACCCAUGAUUACCGCCUAUGAUUACACCUCGGCGUGUCUGGCCGAUAAUGCCGGGAUACCCAUAAUUCUCGUGGGAGACAGCCUCGGCAUGGUGGUCCUGGGCUAUGAGUCCACCAUCCAAGUAACCCUUGAAGACAUUCUGCACCACAUGAAAGCGGUCAGCCGCGGCGCCAAGCAGGCAUUGCUGGUCGCCGACAUGCCGUUUAUGACCUACCACGUAGACGCGGGACAGGCGCUGACCAACGCGGCCCGGCUCAUGCAGGAGGGCGGUGCCCAUUCGGUGAAGCUGGAAGGCGGGGAAUCGAUGGCGCCGACAGUGCGACGCUUGGUCGAGUGCGGCAUCCCGGUGAUGGGGCACAUCGGUCUUACUCCUCAGUCGGUCAACGCCUUGGGCGGCUACCGGGUGCAAGGGCGCGGCUUGGAAGCGGCGGAGCGGCUAUUGCGGGACGCCCAGGCCUUGGAGCAAGCUGGGGCCUAUUCCGUCGUCCUGGAACUGGUGCCAUCUCCCUUGGCUGGACUCAUAUCAAGCCGGCUGACCAUUCCUACCAUCGGUAUCGGUGCUGGGCCGGAGUGCGACGGCCAAGUCCAGGUUCUCCACGACAUGCUGGGCCUGUUUACCAACUUCUCUCCCAAACACGCCAAGCAGUUUGCCCAACUGUCCGAGUCCAUAAAAAUGGCCUUCGCUCAGUACAUGCAAGAGGUUGAAGCGGGAGACUUCCCCACGGACAAGCAAAGCUUCACCAUGGACCCGGCAGUGCUUGAAGAGUUGCAGGCGCUAUCCCGGUAG
Molecule: messenger RNA, 909 nt
Organism: Geodia barretti
Lineage: Eukaryota; Metazoa; Porifera; Demospongiae; Tetractinellida; Geodiidae
Source: the annotation of a GenBank genome assembly